GCUCGCGCCAUCAUUUGAGUUGCAGAGACUGGGGAGAGAGUGUCGCACUUUUCCGAACGAAAACCGCGCCUGUGUGUUUUUCUCUCCGCCUGAAAAAUCAUCAGGGAACGCGUUUCCCGACCCGUGUUUUCCCUCCGUGCCUGUGGUUGCGAUAGUGGGUGGUCAAGUGGUUCCUGCGUAGCUUUGUGCCGCUCUGGUUACACGGAGCUAGUGAUUUAGCUGUGCGGUUCACUUGGAAUGUUUACACUGCGAUAAACCCAAGUGUGUUUGUGUGACUUAUUUUUAUUUCGUUUCUUUACCAACACCGCUGCCACGUAGCCGGACGGUUGGGCUAUUUUGGGCCCCGUUCACUGUUGUGGCCCGUUAGAACGUCCGCGACUGUGGAAUUACGGACCUGCUGCAAGGUCCGCAGUUGCAGCUUUGGUUUUUCUCGUUUUCGGCCCGUUUUGGUAGCGUAUCGGUUGUGAUAAGUGAUUCAGAUUGGUCCUGUCAAGUGAUUGGGUUUGAGUGCCAUUUUCGGAUUAUUUCCUGCCGCUGAUCCUUGCCACCCCUUUGACAAGGUUGAAUGGGAUUUUCAACUUGCUGUAAUUUAAAACCCAUGGCUGAAUAAGGAUGUUCCAGAGAUUAGCCCUAUCAGCGCCAACUAUGCGCUGGCUUCCUUGUACGGCAGGAUAAUCGAUAAUUCGUUUGUAAGAUUCAGUUAAAGCAGGUUUAACCUGCAGGUCAUGGAUGUCACCUUUACUAACGUCUUGGAGGGAGCGAGGCAGUAUUUCCAGGGUCUUCCUAUAAACGCCAGCUCCGCGUCAAAUUCCGCGUACCAGAAUCCACCAGAGCCCCAGCAACGUAACAACAAUGAACCGAAGCGGAACCAAGAACAUCAACAAUCGCCUAAACCCUAUUGGAUGGGUCAGCAAGAACAACAUUGUCUUCCCUCGCGAGAAUCGACGCCAAACCAAAGACCUCCUUCCUACAACUCCGACUCGUCAAGACCCCCAUCUCACCCGCUCUACAUCAACACAUCUCAAGAACAGAGAACUGCUAAUUAUCCAUCCAAUUAUCAGGAGCAGACUUCCUCCUAUCCUAUGCACAUAAUGAACCAACAGCAGCAGCUUCAGCAGCACCAGCAGUUCUCCCAUCAACAGAUCCAUUUACAGCCGCAUAGUCCGAGGACCCAACCGCCCAAACAACAAUUCAACCAUCAUGGUCAGCAGGUUCAUUAUCAACAACCGGCGCAACAGCAAAGUAGCCAACAGCCUACUGCUGCUGAUUUUCAGUUCACGAAACCUCAUCACAGAGAUGCUCCCUCCAAUACCUCAAAUUAUCCUUCACAUAUCUUGCAGAAUACAGCAUAUCAUCACCCAGCAACGAGUACACACAACUCGAUGUUGUCAUCUUCCUCUCCCAAACCAUCGCGGAAACUGGAACAAAGCAAAGUGCCCCAUCCUACCAAUUACACACCUCAAACGACGUCAUCCACUCAGACAUCAUCAGGUUAUGUUAACUAUCAACAGAGUCGGUCGUUCUAUCCGGCGAAUUCUUAUGCCAACCAUCAAUCCUCAUCGGAUAAUAAAAGCUAUAACACUCCGCAAGCUUAUCCCUAUCAGCAAUCUUCCCAAAUGUCUAAUUCAAACUAUUAUAAAAACGUUUAUCAACCUCAUUCAAGCUCUCCCUCAAUGUACAGUUCGAGUAGCACCUCUACUCAUUCCUCAAAACCCGACCAACAGCAGCUGAAUGCUAACUACAAUAAUCAGUCCUCGAGGACACACAAUCUCCCACCAAUAGCCCAAUUUUCCGAAAGCUAUUUCAAAAGCGUACGCGACAACCAGAAGUUAAACAGUGGCAGAAGUCAAUCAAACUCUUCGAACACUGCGUCUGUGGUGAAGAAUAUGAAUUCACAAGCUGCUAUGCCAGUAAAUCAAAACUACAAGAUGGAUUAUCAGUAUGAUCAAAGAGCAGUUAAUCAACAAUACGUACCUUCAUCGACAGCUGCAACUGCUACUUCAUCAUCAUUCAAUAGUGUGACUUCUCGAAGUACCGGUACAUACUCAGUUCAGUCUCUGACAUCCGCCAAUAAUCAAUUCACUUCUAAGUCAUCUCAAAAUAUCUCGAACUCGAGCUAUAAUACCGCAUCCCAGAUGAAGAGGCCAGUAGGUGUGCCUUCAUGUGAAGAUCAAAGAAGGAAUUCAACAGGAAAUAAGCAGAAAAGAGAGUCACCCUUAGAUCUAUCUGUUAAAACUGUUCGGACCCCCGCAGACUCGACGCUAGAUGAUCAUGAAAGCGAUAGAUCAAAUUACCUUGUUUCUAGUAGGGUUCCUCCCAUUCCUGCUCAUUUUCCAACAUUUGACCCCUAUAGUGGUUCUUACCAGAGGAACACCAACGCUCAGAGGGUACCUCAGACAAAUACAGUCAGUACUCCUAAGGUGGACUACAUUCCAAAUUAUGGAAUGCUAGGGAGCACCCAACAAAAUUAUAGACAGGAUCAAAGACCAUUUGAUGUUUCUAGAAAUCAGAGAGUUCCAAAUGAGAGACGAAGUACGUUACCCAAAGAAACUCCAGGCCGUUACCCAGUUACAUCCGCGCCAAAUACGGUAAAUUCAUUUCCGAAGUUGGAUAAUCCCACUGUGGGGCAUAGCUUGAAAUCAUCGGCCGUUUAUCCUACUCAUAUGUUGGAUACCCAGAGGAAAAGGCCGGCAGAUACAGCGCCACCAAUCGAUCCCAAAAUUCCCAAAACGGAAUCCUGGCGGCAAACCAUCGACAGACAGAUCGAACAAAAGUUGUCCACUUAUAAGCAAGAUAAGGAAGACCAAAAAUCCAAAGAACCUUACAUAAAUACGUCUAAGGAAUCUCUCAUCAAUGGCAAUUGCAACACAAAUAGAUCUAAAGAGGCUUAUAGUAAUAAUUUUAGCAGCACACAGUACCAUGCGGGUCUGCCAACACAACAGCCCUUCAACAUUAGUCAAUAUAAUUCCUAUCCUAACCAUACUCAAACGUACGUACCAUCCCCAGGCAGUCAAUACAAUAGCGCUUCUAAUUAUUCUUCGCAUUAUCAGAAUAUGUAUUCUUCAAGGGAACUAGUUCGUUCAAAUUCGAAUUCUUCAUUGUCAUCGGUGAAGUCUAACACAGGAGGUGCUGCCGAUAAACGCGUUUUGACGUUGUUGAGGAACAGUAUAGAAACAAAGGGCGUUAAAGAGGCUCAACGGAAGUACGGACAAGAGCAAUUCAGCAAAUAUACUGCUCAACCUCAUCAUCGAUCGGACGUACAACAACCGUCUACUCACGUCACAGCCCCCUUGCAACCGAGGCCCGCCUUCAUGGGGCGACAAAAUGUUUCACCAUUUACUCCUAACAGUUUACCAGAAGGAAACAACACCACCCCUUUAUUCAACAAACUACACGUCCCUAGAGCAAUCGAUUCAAUCAACUUCGAUAUGAAUAAAAGCAUGGGGAACGUGGCUAAUAAGCAAUUGGAAGCUGUGAUAAACGACCAGAAUAAUCCUAAUGGGGAUCUGGAUGGUCUAGCUGCCUUUUUGGCUGCCAGAAUAAGAACAAAGGCCGAACUGAAACAAGUUAGUCCAACUCAACAGGUGAACAAUAACGGCAAUAAUGUGGUACAAAACGUGGAAAAUCAAAUAAGAUCUACAUUGAAACAAGAGAAUUUCUCCUCAAAUACUUCAACUAUAUCAUCAAACGCUAUGAAUGUACCGAAAUUGGCUAAUCAGCCAUCGCAACAGCCCAGAAAGAGAUUGUUUAGUCGAUCGGAAGACGACAACGGUAACGCGUCCACUAAAGAUAUGCCAGCCAGGGAUAAAUCUGGUCUGAGAAGUUCCUCUGAAACAUCAGUGUUCGACUUUCCCGAUUCUGGAUCAGAAGGCGAAAUGCCAGUGGAAAUGCAAAGCCUGACUGCCAUGAGGAAAGAUAGAAAGCUGUCACUAAAACAAACAUCUAAUAGCGAAAUCAAGGAAGUUAAACCCGAGCUGAGCCUAAGGCCUCUAACUCCCGAAGAUGAUAUAUUCCUCCAAGCAUGCGAUACAUUCAUGGAUCAACUCAAGGCUGGAAUCGGUAAGAAGCGAGGAAGAAGGAAAAAGACUCUAGAGCCCGAUGUUCUCGCAAAACUGGAGAGUGUCACUAAGGAGAAUCCUAUCGACAUUGAAAUCAAAAUUAAAGAAGAAAGACCUGACGACAGUGCAGAAUCUAUAAUAGAUGUAAAAGACCAAGAUGUCGAUUCCUCAAUCCUUUUCGCAAUUCCAAACCAUGAAGGUGAAUCAAAAAAUGUGUCCAAACAAAUUAUUGAAGAACUUAGUUUGUCCGUAGUCAAAAAAGAAUUGCCUGAUGAUUUAGAGGAACAAAAUAAGGAAGUGGUCGAAGAAGUGGAUAAAGUACAACAAGAUGAAUUGAGUGAUAGUGACGGGGAAACGAUCAAACAAUUAUCAAACAAACUUAAAAAUAAAUCAGUCGACCCCGAUCUUGCAAAUCAACCAAGUGAGCUCCAGGUUCUGGUGACCAAACCAACCAAAAAGCCACCAUUUGGGGAUGGAUCAGCGUUUUAUCCUGGCUGGGAAGAAGAAGUUUACAAGUAUAAGAAAUCACUCAGGAUGCCGCCAAGUUUGAUACAAGUGAGGCCACCAUCUUCGAUGAGGAUAUCUACUUCUCUCCCAGACUUGGAUCCUUGUCAUAGUCCCUCUUCUACCACCCUUCCAGAGAGAGACGAGGAUUCAAAGUCCAUUUACAGUAAAGUGAAAUCGGAACCGUUCGAUAGCGAUAUCGAAUCGAAUUCAAGUUUCAACCUGUUCAAUUCCAAAAAUAACUACGACUCUGAAGGUGGUUCAUCUAUUAGAAGCUUACCCACUCCCGUCAAAGAUUCGAUAGUGGAUAAAUUGCUGCAAAAAUGCGGUAAGAAAAAGAAGAGGAAGUAUAAGAAAAAAGAGGAAGUUGGACCAAAAAUCAUACCCAAAGCUGAGAAUCCAGUGGAACUCCUGCCAACCCCGAGUUUGGAAAUUAAAGUUGACAAUAAAAAACAACCAGUUAUAAAAACGGAGGCUCCUAUAUUAGGUUUCAGGAAAUCCACAAUAGAAAACUUCAAAGAUGCUUUUCUUAAUAGGGCAAGCAACAUUGUGGGCAUGAAUGAACAGUUUUCGACCGUUAUUUUGAAAUCUAGAACUCGGAAGGAAACCAGGGUAUUGAAACAACGGGCUACAAUCAAAGAAGUAUUUGGUGAGGACAGACCAGCAUCGGCGCCUCCAUUGAGUUGUAUCAACGUUGAUCUCAAAGAUAUAAAGAAGGAAGUGGAGGACCAAGAGCAAGAUGAAGAGCCUGUGAAAAAAGUAAAGGAAGGUUCCAUUCAUUCACUAAAAAAUAAAUUAUUAGGACGGGGUAAAUCAAAGAACAAUCUCUUGAAAUCCAUAGCUGAUAAAAGGUUGAGAUCGGAAGUAUUGGAAGAAUUAUCCGCUGACAAAGAGGUGAAAACUGAAUCUCGAGACCAGUCGCCAUCGGUGCUGAGUGAAGAUUUAGACAGCAAGUCGGAGACUGUAUCCCUAGAUGGCGAAGAAAACGUCAUUUCAGUGAAGAAACGUGGUAAAAUGAACAAGAUACGACGAAAAUGCAGUUCCGGAUUCGACUAUAUACGUAAAAAGAAGAAGCAGGUGAAAAAGGAUUCUGAUCAGAACGAACCGUCUACUAAGAAGAAGAAACGAGAGCCUGUCCUGAAAGCCUCUCCAGAAUCUGAACAAGAUAUUCAGAAGGAAAUCAAGAGCUGGGUCCUUAACAAGGGGGUGGGAGAGACUCAUCUUCAUCGAUCAGCUCGACUUGGCUAUACGGAUGUAACUGCAUACUGUUUGGAGAAAAUGGAAUGUUCGCCAUCUCCGAGAGAUAAUGCAGGCUAUACACCAUUGCAUGAAGCAUGCUCUAGGGGCCACCUCGAUAUUGCAAGAUUACUGUUGAUGUAUGGGGCGAAUGUUAGUGAAUCUGCUAAAGGUGGUAUUAGACCACUCCAUGAAGCUGUUGAAAAUGGCUUCGUGGAAAUUAUAAGACUGCUACUUUCCUAUGGUGCUGACCCAAAACUGGCAACUUACGCUGGAUUGACACCAUUAUCAUUGGCAUCUGAUGAAACAACAAAAACGUUACUUGUGAAUCAUAUGGAUGAUUUGGAAGGGAAAUCAAUAAUUCCCUGGCCUUUCUAUGGACCAGCUACUUGUUUUGAUUCCAAAGACACAGGAUGUGACAUAUUCAGUUCUCCUCCACAUCCCGAGCCCUUAUCUGAAGAAGAGGAUAUAGAGUUUGAAGUUUCAGAGUUCCUCCUGCCGAAUUUGUACACAUUGCGGGGUGAAAUACAAGGGGAACGCUGGAUAUUGCUUCAAGAUCUCUCUAACAUCCUGAAGAUAAAGUCGCGGGACGCUCUCUUGAAACAAAUAUGCCCCACCCCUCCACCUGGAACUUCACCAAACUACAAGAGUAUCUUGAGAGAACUGAAAACCUCCGAUUUUAUGGAACAAGCGCAUUGUUGUCAGUUUUUAAACGCUAGUGAGAAAAUAAAUUUGCGUGCUUCGAAAAUCGCGUUAGUUAAAUAUACUGAUAAAAUUAGGGAACUUUUGAAAAUCGAAGAAGUUGUCAUAACUGCAAGGUGACCACUUGACUAAAAACUUUCCAAUGAAUAAGUGUUGACGUGAUAUUACAUCUUAUAUAUUUAUAUAUAAUUAUUUUUUUAUUACUUAUAUAAUUUCGUUAUUCAAUAAUUUUAUUUGAUUUAUGUAUGGUGCUCCAUCUACAAUAAUUUACUUAAAAUUAUUACCAUUAUGUAAUAUUUUGUUUAUGUUUAUAUAAAAUUUAAAUUAAAGUUUAUUUAUUUUAUUUAGGAUUAUGAUGAGAAUGAUCCUGGGUUACCAUGCUUAAUGAGGUACAUUGUAUCAAAAACAAACCUGUAUUGAGCAAGAAAUUGAGUAACUGAGAGUUGUGCAAUUAUUUUGAGGAUGCGUAAAUAGCUUUCAUUGUAAGAUUGAAUAAGUAAAUCAAAGUAUUUUAGACAGUUGAAUGAAACAAAGAUACUCAUUUGAACUAAGUAUUAUUAUAUUAUUAUUUGAUCAAUCAUUGUAUCAUUGACUCAGGGAAGAUUUUGUUUGUAAUGUGUUUACCAUUAGGUCAAAUUAUAUAUUAUUAGUAUGGUAAAUAUAAAAGAAUAACAGCUUCAGUGAUUUUAUAUAAUUUCAAUGAAGAAACAACAAACAAAGGCAGCUUGAAAUUUUUUGAUGAAUGAAAAUUGGAUAAUAUCAAAAUACGUAGUUUUCAAAAAUCAAUGUGAAACAUAGUUAUUAUUUGUUGAUAUUUGGAGUUCCUUCAUUAUUCUGUAUAGAUUUCUGUGAAUAUAAAAUUGUAUAGAUAACCUCUAAUUAUUAUUAAUACUGAUCUGAAGCUGGUUUUCCCUGUACAAUAUAGGUCAUGUGACAUAUAUCUUCUACUUUGUGCUGAAAGCAAGUUUUAGGUUCUGCUUAUUGAAUUUAAACGGGAUGAUUGUACAGAAAACGAGUUAUCUGUGAUGCGCAAUGGUGGCAAAGUGCAAUGCUUUUUUUACAGAAUGUAAUAAAUAUUGUGAUUUGCCAAGUUGUCCUAGAUGUGCGAACUUAGGAAUUACUUUUAUUUACAAUGUUUUUUAACAUUUUUAAAUGUUUUCUGUUCUACGAAACUUGUGAAUAAAAAUCAUCAAAUCAA
Molecule: messenger RNA, 7698 nt
Organism: Coccinella septempunctata (seven-spotted ladybird)
Lineage: Eukaryota; Metazoa; Arthropoda; Insecta; Coleoptera; Coccinellidae
Exons: 7
Coding region: 726-6620 (1964 amino acids)
Biological process (GO): negative regulation of transcription by RNA polymerase II
Cellular component (GO): nucleus
Molecular function (GO): transcription corepressor activity; protein binding
Source: RefSeq, a predicted model, not a curated record